Molecule: messenger RNA, 2233 nt
Organism: Limulus polyphemus (Atlantic horseshoe crab)
Lineage: Eukaryota; Metazoa; Arthropoda; Merostomata; Xiphosura; Limulidae
Product: ectonucleoside triphosphate diphosphohydrolase 5-like
Exons: 13
Coding region: 345-1616 (423 amino acids)
Biological process (GO): nucleoside diphosphate catabolic process
Cellular component (GO): membrane
Molecular function (GO): UDP phosphatase activity; GDP phosphatase activity
Source: RefSeq, a predicted model, not a curated record
UGCAUUCAGUUAUUGUUAGUUGAGCUGGUCAAAUUGACAAAUUAAGAAGAAUGGGAGAGAGGGGUGGGGCAUCUGCACUUUACGUGAUUUUUAUCACAAUUAUUUAGCGUAAUGAUUUCCUUAAGUUCUGAUUGGUUAAUGAUGACGAUAAAAUUAUUCAAGGGAUGUUUUGCCAAAUACUAGGUUAGACGAUUUGCUGUCAAAUGUAACGUGAGUAUAAUUAAAUUAUGAAAAUACAUUUGUGAAAGAAGGCACAGGGUUUACUGUUGGUGGACCCACAGUCAUCAGGAGCAGUUCACACUGUGGGGGAUCUAAAAGCUUCCCCAAAAAAGGCACACUGCUUCAUGAUGCCUCUUACAAUCAUGUCUACAACUCUCAUAUGUGGCAUGUUGUUAUUGGUGUGUGCAGUGACUUAUGUGGGUCCAUUCUCUACCAUUAAGAAGGUGGCAGAACUACAAAAUGGGGAUAAAGUUACACAAAGAUCCUAUGCAAUAGUUUUUGAUGGAGGUAGUACAGGAACACGAAUUCAUGUGUUCACCUUUUUGAACAGCACAGAAACAGGCCUAACCCUUCUGGAUGAAUACUUUCAAGAGGUUAAACCUGGACUAUCAAGCUAUGCUGAAUCUCCAUCAGAGGCUGCCAGCAGUAUUGUAUCCCUUUUAGAAAAGGCUAAAACAGUGAUUCCAUCUGAAUGUUGGAGUGGCACCCCCUUGUCUUUGAAGGCCACAGCAGGACUUAGAUUUCUACCAAGCCAUACAGCUGAUGCCAUUCUAGAUGAGGUUGACAAAAAAAUCAAAAGCUACCCAUUUCUUGUUUCCAACGAUUCUGUUUCAAUCAUGGAUGGAGAUGAUGAAGGAAUUUUUGCAUGGUAUACAGUUAAUUUUCUUUUAGGCCAUUUAAGCAAUGCUUCACACACUGUUGUCACACUGGAUCUUGGGGGUGGUUCUACUCAAAUCACAUUUCAGCCAACCAAUCUGGAUAUGCUAGUAUCCAUUCCCAAGGAAUACUUAGUGAAGUUAAAAAUUCAAGAAAAACCUGCUUUCCUUUAUACCCACAGUUACUUGGGUAAUGGACUGAUGUCUGCUCGUCUCUCCAUACUUCAGUCAUCAAGUUCUGGUGAAAAAUCUGCUCAUGACAAAACCGAAAUUUUGCGUAGUCCUUGCAUUCAUCCUCUCAUUAUGAAAUCGUGGCAACAUGGUGGAAUGGAGUAUCUUGUAAUGGGACUAGAGUCUGGAAACUAUGGGUUUGAUGCUUGUUUUGACAGAGCAAAGACGUUUGUUGGGAAUAACAUACAUGUAGCAGAAGAACUGAAGCAGCGACCAGUGUAUGCUAUGUCCUACUAUUAUGACAGAGCUGUUGACUCAGAAUUAAUAGAUAAAGAUGAUGGUGGUGUGGUGCUAGUUGAAGACUUUUUAAAAGCUGCAAAAAAAGCCUGUUCUAGUGAUGGUAAUGUCAACAUGCCCUUUCUGUGUCUGGACCUGACCUAUAUUGCCUCAUUACUCUACAAUGGUUUUGAUCUUAAUUUAAGCAAAGAAAUAACUCUUGUUAAAAAGAUCAAGACCUUUGAGACAAGCUGGGGUCUGGGAGCAGCCUUCAAUCUUCUAGCCCGUGUUUGAUGAACUUAUUACGAACUUUACCAGUAUCAAAACAUUACUAUAGGUUUGUUGUUCUAUUUCAAAAUUAUUAUGAGAUUUCCUGAAAAAUUGUAUUUUGCAUAUGAUAUAAUUUUGUAACAAACUGAGAAAUUAUGUAAAAAAGUUUUUUGUUGUUGUUGCAAAAGUAUAGUGGAAAUGUGUCAAAAUUAUGUGAGGAGGAGGUAUUUUUGUGAAAUUUCAAACCAAAGACAUGUUUAAGUAUUUACUGAAUAACCAAAAGGAAAUUUUAUGAAAACUAUAUAUAUAUAUUAAAAUCAAAUCUUAUAUAUAUAUAUAUUUACUUACUGUAACCUUUUUUUUUUUUUUAUCUUAAUUUUCUGAGCAUGCUAUUAGAAUUUGCACCCUAGUCAAUCCUUGUUGAAAAAAGUUUUAGUUUAGUUGUUGAGAAAAAUAUCUUUAUUGUUAAAAGGUUUCAGUUAAUUUUCUAUGGUUGAGGUAUGUUACUUGUAGCAAAAUUUCAAAUAAGGCAAUAAACUGAAAAAGUACAAUUAUUUGCCCUAUACUUUUGUAAUGUAUCCCUCAUAAUUUUACUUGUUACGUAUGUUGCUUAAGUAAAAUUAAAAGAAACAUUUUUAUCU